This is a messenger RNA of Symbiodinium necroappetens, 2306 nucleotides long. NCBI's taxonomy places the organism in Eukaryota, Dinophyceae, Suessiales, Symbiodiniaceae. The record is from the annotation of a GenBank genome assembly.
AUGCAGAUACAGAAUGAGUUGCAGCUUUCCCAAGCCUUCACUCGGCGCAGCCUUGCAUGCGACCUGAUGGGUGUGAUCACUUUCAGGGCGCAAGAGAAUUGGCACAAAUUUUUAAUGGACAGGCUUGCUGAAUCACCUCCACCCAACUUCAGGAGGAUCUCGACGGAGCAAGUGCUCAGGGCUGACCGUCAGGCAUGGCAAAAGCUUGCUGAGAUCGUUCCUUCCAUCAAGAGGACCUCUGCCGGGGCCUUGCCGCUCGACGCUGCCUUUCCUACCCUGCCAACCGAGGGUUCGAUAUCCUUUUAUCUGUUGCCAACCAGGCUGCAGGAACUCGACGACAAGCCCCCUCGUAAGCCAUGGAAAGGGAACGGCAAGGGUAAAGACCAGAAGGGCGACCGGGGUACCAAGCGAGAUUCCGAGGGCAAGGAGAAGUCAACUCCUGAGCUCCCCGAUGCCCUUAAGGACAUGCCCUUGCGCACCACGAGCAAGGGCAAGCGAAUGUGUUGGUCUUACAACAUCAAGGUUGACGACAGAGUUAUGCCGCCUCCUCUCAAGGAGGUGACCUGUGACAUUUGUCGUUCAGACGUGGAGCGUCUUUUCGGCCUGCUGCCUACUGAGGAUGCCUUGACUGCUGUUCACAAGGACAGCAAGAACGGGAAGUUUCCUAAUGCUGCUCUUCCCAUCACGACGUUUGACCAAGGCCAAAUUUGGAUCGAAAAUCCCGAGGGCAAACACCUCAUGCAGAUUGAUGGGGAAACCGUUGCCGGUGAACUCCUGCCAGUUCACAGAAAGCCUGUUAUCUUUGAUGCCUGGCGCCUCAGCCUUCAGCUCCUGUUGGGCAUGCUGAAACAGCAACCUGUUGUUGCUGUGCACUUGUCACCGCCGAUUCAUGCUUGGCACAACUCAGAAGCAGCUGCAACCUCGACCAUCAAGGCCGCAGAAGCUGUUGUUCGCGCCUGUUGUGAGGAGGGCAUUCUUUGGAGCAUUUCGGGGCCAGCUAACUUGAAGCUGUGGCCUCAACAUCUCCUUGCAACUCUUGCUGAGCUGUGUGCUCAUCAAACAUCACUUGAUCUCUGCAUGUUUGGUGCUGGCUGGAAGCUGCCCACUUGUGUCUUCCACAGCUACAGUAGACUCUCGUCUCUAGGCGUUUCCUGCUCUGAGAAUCAUUCGCACUGCACUAGACUGGAACCGAAACUCGUGCUCCCGCCUUUGUUCUGUGCUGCGUUUGUGGAAUGCCUUCUCAAACAGCUCUUCGACUUAGGUGCACAGGCUCCCGCGAGGUGCCUUCCAGAUCAACACAUCAGCCUUUCUCGAGCUGCUGCUCUUAUGGUGGGCAAGCAGCCCAAGGGCAAACGCCUCAAACCUCUGGUCGCUGAGUUUCGCAAUCUUGUUACCUUACAGGGUGACCCUGAUGUCCUUCCUCUAGGCAAGCUUGCCUCCCAGUGGGAAGGUUGCAAUCACAAGCUUCCAGCAGGCACGAAGUGUAUUCGUUCGGUCCCGACCUCGGGGGGCGGCUCUCAGGACCUCUCUGCUGCCUCUAUUUCUUCGGUUGACCGCACUUAUGGAAUCCCUUGGUCCCCGACCGAGUUCCGUUCGGAGGCCUUCAAACAAGGACACCCCAAGCGCCUCGAGUGUGGCGUGCCCGACCCCCUUAAGGUUGUGGUUGAUAAGAUAGUCUCGACCUCCUAUGCUGACAUUGCCAAGGAUCGCACUCAGGCCAUGAGGAAGUGGCUUCUUCGAGCUUGCGAGUUGAAGGAUCUGGAGCCUCCAUUUCCUACGCCUGAUCAUUGCCGUGAUGUUCUCAAGAACAAAUCCAUGCCGCUUUUUGCAGAGAUGCUUGAAGCUGCCAAUUACCCCGACAAGGAUCUAGUCAAGACUAUGUGCUCUGGUUUCGAUCUUCUUGGCCAGAUCCCUGCCUCGGGAGUUCUUCCCGAAAAGCAUAUGGACGCGCUGCUCACCAUCGAUGAGGUUCGCAGCUUGACUCCCGAGGUUCGCAGUGCAAUUUUGCAUCAGCGUGAUGAUGGCAAAGAUCUAGAAAUCUUGACUGCGGUGCAUAAGCUUACCUUGGAGGAAAGGGACCGGGGCUGGCUUCGAGGCCCCCUUAAAUCCUCCGAGAUACCGAGUGACUCCGUGGUCACCAGGCGGUUCGGAAUCAAGCAAUCAAGCACCGAUGUUGACAAGGGUAAAGUGACCAAGAUCAGACCUAUCGACGAUUACACGCAAUCGCUAGCUAACCUCACAUGCGGCUCUACAGAGACGAUCUCUCCCCAUGGGGUAGAUGUCAUAUGUGCUGGCAUUUCCUACAG